AUGUGCGUCUUUGUCGUCUGCUCACGCUGCUGGGUUCCAGUUUUAAACCUAGGCCUGUGUAUGGCUUCCGAAUACUGCUGCCUCCACCGCCACCCUGCGCCAUGUGCCUCUGUCGUCUGCUCACGCUGCUGACGGCUUCCGCUUUUUAAACUAGUCCUCUGUAUGUCUUCCGAAUACUGCUGCCUCCACCGCCACCCUGCGCCAUGUGCCACUUUCGGGUCUCCUCACACUGCUGCCAGGUCCAGAGUGUGUCAUGGGUCCCUGUACGUACGGCCUCCCAUUGCUGCUGACUUCAUCGCCAGACUCUGCCAUGUGCCACUUUCAGGUCUCCUUACACUGUUGGUGGGUUCCAUUUUGUGAUAGGGUGCUGU
Staurois parvus is the source of this 371-nucleotide messenger RNA. NCBI's taxonomy places the organism in Eukaryota, Metazoa, Chordata, Amphibia, Anura, Ranidae. The record is from the annotation of a GenBank genome assembly.